CCCUGGGGGGCCAGGUCAUUUAUCUGAGGGCAUUCGGCCUUAUUCAAACUCAGGGCCACCGACUACAAAGCCCUGCGCCUCUUUCCUUCCAACCUGUUGCCUUCCUUGCCUCCGGUGUUAACUUCUCCAGGGAUUUUUUUUUUGGAGACGAUAAACUCUCUGAAGGCAGGGGCUUCCACUCCUCGGAAUGGGUUGGGGUGGAGGGGCUGCCGCGGCCUUUUACUUGUAAAUCCUGAUGAAUAUGGCCAUAAUUAAGACCCCUCCCCCAACUCUUCCUGCCUCCUGUUCCCUCCCCACCUAGUUCCCAGGGGCUUCUGGGCUGUGGAAGCCACUGGCCUUAACUUUACCGGAGAUUUCCUUUUUAUUAGCUCCCCGGGUCACCUGGCCUUCUGGCCGCUGGGCCAGACAUGGGAAACUACCAGGUCGUAGGAGCUAAUGAGAUGGCGUGAGAGGGGACCUCAGCUAAGGAGAAUAAUACCUAUACCUGUGGGUACCUCAGAGAAGCACAGAGGCACCUCCGCCUCAGGACAGGAGCCCCCGGGAUCCUGCCACCGUCCCUCCGAGGCCCUCCAGCCCCAGCCAAGCCAAUGCACCCAGAAAAUAAACUGACCAACCAUGGCAAGACGGGGAAUGGCGGGGCUCAAUCGCAGCACCAGAAUGUGAGCCAAGGGCCCACCUGUAACCUGGGCUCCAAGGGCGUGGGGGCAGGGAAUCAUGGGGCCAAGGCCAAUCAGAUCUCCCCCAGCAACUCCAGUCUAAAGAACCCCCAGGCAUCCGUUCCCCCCUUUGGCUCACUCAAGGGGAAGGUGAAGAGGGAGAGGAGCGUGUCAGUGGACUCCGGGGAACAACGGGAAGCUGGGACUCCAUCCCUGGACCCGGAGGCCAAAGAGGUGGCCCCCAGGAGCAAGCGGCGCUGCGUGCUGGAGAGGAAGCAGCCCUACAGCGGGGACGAGUGGUGCUCGGGGCCCGACAGCGAUGACGACGACAAGCCCCUCGGGGCCGCCCAUAACUGUAAUGUAGCAGACCCAGCCAUGGCCACCACGCAGCUGGGCUCAGGCCCGGCGCCCCCGCCGCCCCUCAGUGAGACCAGCGCCCCCGGGCCCCCCCACGGGCCUCCGACCGGCCUUCGGCCCGAGGGCCCCGGCGGCCUGGGAGGCCCAGGAAAGUCAGCCGCCCAGUUUGUCUACGUCUUCACCACUCACCUGGCCAACACGGCAGCUGAGGCGGUGUUGCAGGGCCGAGUUGAUUCCAUUCUGGCCUACCACCAGCAAAACGUGCCCCGUGCCAAGCUCGACCAGGCUCCCAAGGUGCCGCCGACGCCAGAACCGCUUCCCUUGAGUGCCGCCUCGGCAGGCACCCCCCAAUCCCAGCCGCCUCCCUUGCCCCCGCCUCCGCCGCCCCCCGGCAGUGCCCCCCCGGCCCUGCCCACCUCCCUGCCCCCCGAGGGGCCACCUGAGGACACACACCGAGACCUGACGCCCAACUCCGUGGGGGCCGCCAGUAGCAAUGCCACAGGGGGAACCCACCCCAACACGCCCACGGCUGCCACUGCCGCCAACCCCCUGGCCCCGGGCGGGGACCCCGGCGGCGCCCCUGGCGGCCCUGCUCUGCUAGGGGAGGGCGCUCCUGCGGGCAAUGGGCAGCGGGCCCUGACGGGCUCGGAGGGCCUCUCCAAAGAACAGCUGGAGCAUCGGGAGCGCUCCUUACAAACGCUCCGGGACAUCGAGCGGCUGCUGCUGAGAAGCGGGGAGACCGAACCCUUCCUCAAAGGCCCACCGGGGGCCGCCGGGGAGGGGGGCCCGCCGGCCCCGGCCCCCACAGCCCCACAGCAGCCCCCAGCCCCGGCCCCUGGAGGCCUGAAGAAGUACGAGGAGCCCCUGCAGUCCAUGAUCUCCCAGACACAGAGCCUCGGGGGCCCCGGGCUGGAGCACGAGGUUCCGGGGCACCACCCAGGCGGCGACAUGGGGCAGCAAAUGAACAUCAUGAUGCAGCGCCUCGGCCAGGACAGCCUGACGCCCGAGCAGGUGGCCUGGCGCAAGCUGCAGGAGGAGUACUACGAGGAGAAGCGGCGGAAGGAGGAGCAGAUUGGCCUCCACGGUGGGCGGCCCCUGCAAGAGAUGAUGCUGUCCCAGGGCAUGGGGGGCAUGAUGGUCCGGGGCCCCCCGCCCCCCUACCACAGUAAGCCCGGGGACCAGUGGCCUCCCGGCAUGGGGGCCCAGCUCCGCGGGCCCAUGGAUGUGCAGGACCCGAUGCAGCUCCGAGGAGGGCACCCGUUCCCGGGACCUCGUUUCCCUGGCAACCAGAUGCAGCGGGUGUCCGGGUUUGGGGGCAUGCAGAGCAUGCCCAUGGAAGUGCCCAUGAACGCCAUGCAGCGGCCCGUGCGGCCGGGCAUGGGCUGGACGGAAGACCUGCCCCCGAUGGGGGGGCCGGGCAACUUUGUGCAGGGGGCGGUGCCCUACCCCGGGGGGCAGGGCGAGGCAGAGAGAUUCAUGACGCCGAGGGCACGCGAGGAGCUGCUGCGGCACCAGCUGCUGGAGAAGCGGACGAUGGGGAUGCAGCGCCCGCUGGGGAUGGCCGGCAGCUCCAUGGGGCAGGGCAUGGAGAUGGAGCGGAUGAUUCAGGCCCACCGGCAGAUGGACCCCGCCAUGUUCCCCGGGCAGAUGGCAGGCGGGGAGGGCCUGGCAGGGGCCCCCAUGAGCAUGGAGUUUGGGGGCAGCAGGGGUCUCCUGAGCCCCCCGAUGGGGCAGUCCGGCCUGAGGGAUGUGGAUGCCCCCAUGGGGCCUGGCAACCUGAACAUGAAUAUGAAUGUCAAUAUGAACAUGAACAUGAAUCUCAACGUGCAGAUGACUCCCCAGCAGCAGAUGCUGAUGUCGCAGAAGAUGCGGGGCCCCGCAGACAUGAUGGCCCCCCAAGGCCUGGCUCCCGAGGAGCUGGCCCGGGUGCGGGCCCAGAACGGGAGCGGCAUGAUGGGGGCGCCCCAGAAGAUGCUCAUGCCCUCCCAGUUCCCCAACCAGGGCCAGCAGGGCUUUUCUGGUGGGCAGGGACCCUAUCCUGCCAUGCCUCAGGACAUGGGCAGCACCCCGGACAUGUUCAGUCCCGAUCAGGGCUCGAUGCCCGUGGGCAACCUGGGCACCACCAGGCUCAGCCACAUGCCCCUCCCCCCGGCUCCCAACCCUCCCCCUCCCGCUCCCAUGCACCCGGCCCCGGCCAGAGGCUUGGGCCGACGGCCCUCAGACCUCACCAUCAGUAUUAACCAGAUGGGCUCGCCGGGCAUGGGGCACCUCAAGUCACCCACGCUCAGCCAGGUGCACUCACCCCUGGUCACAUCGCCCUCUGCCAACCUCAAGUCGCCCCAGACGCCCUCCCAGAUGGUGCCUCUGCCUUCUGCGAACCCCCCGGGACCCCUCAAGUCCCCCCAGGUCCUCGGCUCUUCCCUCAGCGUCCGUUCGCCCACCGGCUCACCCAGCCGGCUCAAGUCUCCCUCCAUGGCCGUGCCCUCCCCGGGCUGGGUGCCCUCCCCCAAGACCGCCAUGCCGAGUCCGGGGGUCGGCCAGAACAAGCAGCCGCCUCUCAACUUGAACUCUUCCAGCACCAUGAGCAACCUGGAGCAGGGUGCCCUCCCUCCCAGCGGCCCCCGGAGCAGCUCCUCCGCGCCCCCCGCCAACCCCCCCGGGGGCAUCAUGAACCCCAGCCUGCCUUUCACGUCUUCCCCAGACCCCACCCCCUCCCAGAACCCCUUGUCGCUGAUGAUGUCUCAGAUGUCCAAGUACGCCAUGCCCAGCUCCACGCCCCUGUACCACAACGCCAUCAAGACCAUCGCCACCUCGGACGACGAGCUUCUGCCCGACAGGCCCAUGCUUCCCCCGGGGACCAUGGCAGGCAUCAGCACCAACCAGCCCAACCAGUUGCAUCUGAACUCUGCGGCUGCCCAGAGCCCCAUGGGCAUGAACCUGCCUGGCCAGCAGCCCCUGUCCCACGAGCCCCCACCCACCAUGCUGCCCUCACCCAACCCGAUGGGCUCCAACAUUCCGCUGCACCCCAAUGCACAGGGACCCAGCGGGCCCCCCCCAAACUCCAUGAUGAUGCCCCCCGGUGCCCCCGACUCCCUGAACCCUCCUUGCGGCCCCAUGCCCAACGCGUCCCAAAUGAUGUCCUCUAACCAGCUGGUGUUCCCCCCUCGGCUUCAGCAGCCCCACGGCGCCCUGCCCCCCGGGGGAGGCGGGGCUGGGGGCCCCGGCAUGCAGCAGCACUACCCCCCCGGGAUGCCGCUGCCCCCCGAGGACCUGCCCAGCCAGCCGUCGGGCCCCAUGCCGGCCCAGCAGCACCUGAUGGGAAAGGGGCUGGCCGGGCGCAUGGGCGAGCCGUACCCCGCGGGCGUGCUCCCGGGCGUGGCCUCCGUGCUGAACGACCCCGAGCUGAGCGAGGUGAUCCGGCCCACCCCGACGGGCAUCCCUGAGUUUGACCUAUCCCGGAUCAUCCCCUCGGAGAAGCCCAGCAGCACGCUGCAGUACUUCCCCAAAAGCGAGAACCAGCCUCCCAAAACUCAGCCCCCCAACCUUCACCUCAUGAACCUGCAGAACAUGAUGGCUGAGCAGACCCCUUCCCGGCCCCCCAACAUCCCAGGUCAGCAGGGCGUCCAGAGGGGUCUCAACAUGUCCAUGUGCCACCCCGGACAGAUGCCCUUACUGGGCAGGACAGGCGUGCCCCCCCAGCAGGGCAUGAUGCCCCACGGCCUCCACCAGGGGGUCAUGUCCCCCCCCCAGGGCCUCAUGGCCCAGCAGAAUUUCAUGCUGAUGAAGCAGCGGGGCGUAGGGGGGGAGGUGUACAGUCAGCCCCCCCACAUGCUCUCCCCCCAGGGCUCCCUCAUGGGCCCCCCGCCCCAGCAGAACCUCAUGGUGUCUCACCCCCUGCGGCAGCGCAGCGUGUCUCUGGACAGCCAGAUGGGCUACCUCCCUGGUCCCGGCAACAUGGCCAACCUGCCCUUCUAGCCGGGCCGGGGGGCCGCAGGGCCCGGCACGGGAAGUCUCACAAACUUUAGAAGCCUCAUCCCUCUAACUCUGGACCGGCCCAGUGUCACGGGUUGGGGGUGGGGGCCUGGCGUGUGCUGUCGGCUGGGGGGAGGGGGGUUCAUUUUGGUUUGGGUUUCUACUCGGUUUCAGCCCCCGGGACCCCCGUCUCGCCCCUCCCCCCACCCCCGUUGGUCACUCAGCAUCAGUGAAUUAACGUGUUUUUGGUCCCAAACUGAACUGGAGGAGGGAGAGACAGGCCAGAGAAGGUCUCUCGGCUCUGCCUCCCGGUUCUCCCCUCCGGCCCCCUGCCCUCUCCCUCCCCCACCGCUGCCUCCCCCUCCCCAGUGGUGCGUCCCGGGCCUCUGUUCUCCCCCGCCCCGCUCGCUUCCCCCAUGCCGACAGUGGGUGGAUGUCAUUGGCCAUCAUUGCUGUAAAUAAGGCCUGCGCUUUGUGCCGGUGUGUGCGUGUGCUGUAUUUCUGUAUUUUAAUAGACGCCUCGGGAAAAAAGGAAAAAAGAAACCCUCCCUUUCCUGACCUGUGUUCUCCCCCAGAUCCCCCCCACCCACAAAGAACCCCUGACAUCUCUCACAGGGACAUGCGACACCCACACUCACCAUUUGCAAAAAGGUCUCCAGUGCAAGGUUCCCCCUUCCCCCCCACCCAGCCCUUAACCUUCCCAAACCCAGGCUUCCACCCAACUCUUCCAUCCGGGGGGGCUUCUGCGGACGUCUCUGAUCCCAGCGUCCGGUCCCUGCUGCCCCGACUCGCGGUCUGGGGCCUGCCUCUGCUACCUCUCCUCCACUUCCAAGCCCAUGCGAGAGCCUCUCCGGAAUGGAGAUGCCAGAGUGGGGGCCUGUGGGCAGGGGCUUCCCGCUUAACAUCCCUCCCCAUCCUUGGGCCGACCCCCGACCCCCCGGCCCCUCGGACACACCAGGAACUGGCCCCUGCCGGAGCGGACCUCGGCACUUAAGACCGUGGGGCUGUGCCAGCACCCAUGUCCUCCUGAAGUCGCCCCCCACUUCCUCUUACAGAAGGGGAAGAAGGGGAGUCUGAGUCAGCACCCCCCCAGAGGCUGUCCCUCCCAGGCGCUGAGUUACGGCCAUGGCCCUCCUGCGCCCCAAGCCUGAUCCGGCCUCUGGCAGGCGCCAAGCCUCGCUUCCCCUUCUCUACCCCCAAAGAGUAUCUUGUCCCUCUUCUUCCAAGUGACCUCUCCCCGUCCUCCCAAGCGGGCGAAGCUCCCGGGAGGCUGGGGUGUCGGCACAGUGAAUCAAAAGCCAUAGACAGCUGUGUGUUUUGUCUCAUUUGCCCUAAAAGAGGAACCUCUUUUUUCCCUUCCGGCCUUCAGGGAAGGCCGUUUGUGCUGAGGGCCGAUUCCAGGAGAGGUGUCUCUCCCCCUCGGGACACAUGCCCCUCUCUCUGCCAGCUUUCCUGUCCCGCCAGGGAUAGGGCCCAGGUCAGUAGCCAUGAUACAAAGGGAUAUGGCCUCUUCCACCCCUCUCCCCUCCCUGGCAUCUGGUGCUGUCCACCUGGCCCGUCGUCAGCCCGAUCGAGUUCUUUCUCCCCAGCCUUCCCCCAAACAGAUCCCGGGGGUCCAGGACAGAGUUCUCUUGUUUCUGAACACCGCCUUCAUUCACAUCCUCAUCCUCCCCCUCCCACCGGGCCCUCUGCCCACCUUGGGUCUUGCUCAUCUCGGCUCAUCACCCUCUCCUGGCCCCAGGAUCACCAACAUCUUGUC
This is a messenger RNA of Sarcophilus harrisii (Tasmanian devil), 6744 nucleotides long. RefSeq names its product BCL9 like (gene BCL9L). NCBI's taxonomy places the organism in Eukaryota, Metazoa, Chordata, Mammalia, Dasyuromorphia, Dasyuridae. The transcript is spliced from 8 exons. Gene Ontology annotation, molecular function: transcription coactivator activity; beta-catenin binding. Gene Ontology annotation, biological process: positive regulation of transcription by RNA polymerase II; negative regulation of transforming growth factor beta receptor signaling pathway; canonical Wnt signaling pathway. Gene Ontology annotation, cellular component: beta-catenin-TCF complex. Bases 588 to 4988 code for a protein of 1466 amino acids. The record is from RefSeq and is a predicted model, not a curated record.